AUGUCUUCAGCCUCCUCCCGUCGCGGUAGCAUCUUCAUGACCACCCUACUCAACAGCUUGGCGAACUCGAUUAAGAUUGAAGAUGACAUCAACGAGGGCUUCUUUGAUUAUGUCAAAUUCCCUCCUGAAUUUGGUGUCCUCAACAACCUCGCCCCCGCCCCAAGCUCAUCCACCCCCACCUCCACUUCUGGCGCUGCUCCCCCUCAGCCCGCUCCAUCCGCCCUGCCUGACCCACAAGGUAAACAACCUGUUCGGGCACGUGGGCUCGACUUGCAGACUUUUCUGCGCUCAAAGCUUCAGGCGCGCACCUUGAUGGCUGAACGUACCAAGAGAAUAUCUCCACAUUUGAAGAUCAAAAUGACAAGCGUGUUGAGGAUGGCUUAG
This is a messenger RNA of Puccinia triticina, 384 nucleotides long. RefSeq lists its product as uncharacterized. The transcript is spliced from 3 exons. The coding region runs from base 1 to 384 and encodes 127 amino acids. The record is from RefSeq and is a predicted model, not a curated record. Lineage: Eukaryota; Fungi; Basidiomycota; Pucciniomycetes; Pucciniales; Pucciniaceae.